Molecule: messenger RNA, 1041 nt
Organism: Alternaria rosae
Lineage: Eukaryota; Fungi; Ascomycota; Dothideomycetes; Pleosporales; Pleosporaceae
Product: BTB/POZ protein
Exons: 2
Coding region: 117-902 (261 amino acids)
Molecular function (GO): protein binding
Source: RefSeq, a predicted model, not a curated record
CAGAAAGUCCUUUCCGUAUGGGCUUGUCGAUCUCGUGACACGCAUUACCACACAUCCCUCGCUGUCAACACCCGUGUUGAUCAACAACCGUUCCGACCCCAGACCACAUCAAAGCCAUGAAUCUCUCAACCGAAGCGACCACCAUCCGCAAGGUCGUCCCCACGACGCCCCAGGUUAAAGCAUCUCAGGUGCUCGAAGAGACAGGCCAUAUUCCUCCAACACCAUCCAAGCCCAAGAUCAAAGAGACAAGGCUGGCACUCGAUGACGAAACCUCAGACUUCACCAUCAUCUGCGAGGGCCAGCGCUUCAUCACCCACAAGAGCAUCCUGGAAGCCUCAUCAUCGUAUUUUACGCGCAUGUUUCAUUUCAAUGGCAGGGAGGACGAUGACAAUGAAGUACAGAUACCCGACGUCGACAUCACCACCAUGAAGCACAUCCUAGACUACAUGUACACAUCAAUCUAUCAGUUUCCUGGCGGCGAGGCCGUCCACCCCACAGAUUACUGCAGCCACAGCACCUACGCCCUCCUGCAUGGCCCCCCCUCCGCCCAUCAGAUCUUCAAACGCAAAUGCCCAUGUGCCGGCAAGACGCUAUCUGCUUCUCACCUUCUCCUGCACGUACGCAUUUACACGGUCGCCGACUACUUCGAUAUGCACGACCUGAAGACCUUCGCACGCCAGGGAGUCAUAGACGUUCUGCAUGUGUACUGGCAGUAUGAGGGUCUGGACUUGGCUGAUGCGCUGGAAGAGGCGUUUACGUCUACGCCGGAUGAUGACAAGGGGAUUAGGGAUGUGCUUGUUGAUGCUAUGAAGAUGCAUCCUGGGUUGGUGGUCGAUGAGGGGGAUGUGGAGGAGUGGUUGGAGGAUCAUCCUGAGAUUCAGGCGAGGGUUAAUUGGGAUUGAAUAGGGGAUUGUGAUGCUCAACACGGAUCGCGCGGGUAUUGAGACAAGAGAUGGAACGGACUGCUAAUGAGUGUGCAGCAGUGUCUAGUAAAGUGGCAUUGCUUGUCAGUUCCUUUGUACUCGUGCCGACCUCAUCUUA